Messenger RNA from Microthlaspi erraticum, 252 nucleotides. NCBI's taxonomy places the organism in Eukaryota, Viridiplantae, Streptophyta, Magnoliopsida, Brassicales, Brassicaceae. The record is from the annotation of a GenBank genome assembly.
AUGGAGGAGUCAAAGAGAAACAAGAGGAGGAUGGUGAAGCAGACGAUGUCUAAGAAGAAGAACAACAAAACGGGUCGUGGAUCAGGAUCCGGUUUGCUCCAGAUGAAGGUGAGGAGGCUCCAAAUACUGAUACCGGGCGGGCAGAGAUGCAACCACCCGGAUCUUCUUUUAUCAAAAACCGUUGAUUACAUUGUGCACUUGAAGUUGAAGCUUAGGUUCCUUAAAGCAGUCUCCGAUUUGUAUUCUCUUUGA